CAGAGUCUCUCACGUUAGCUUGACGGCGGUGCCCAGUGACGAGAUGGCUGUUAGCUAGUCUCGGUAGGACUUCAUAGACAUAUGAGCCAACACGGCACGUCUCUAAAAUGAAAUUGACCAGAAAGCUCGUCCUGGCACGGGCCAAAGCAUCGGACCUUGAAAAUGUAAAAAAACUGAAUUGCUGGGGUUGCAACCUAACAGAUAUCUCAAUAUUCUCAGAAAUACCCAAUAUUGAGGUGUUAACAUUAAGUGCCAAUAAAAUAUCAUCACUGGAACACCUCUCCAACUGUCAGAAUCUGACAGAGCUUUACUUAAGGCGGAAUGACAUCCAGAAUAUCUCAGAGCUGAGCCACCUUAAGAACCUGGCCUGCCUCAAGGUUCUCUGGCUGGCAGAGAAUCCAUGCUGUGAGACAGACCCAGUCAAGUACCGCCUCACUGUUCUCCGAAACCUGCCUUGCCUGCACAAACUGGACAACCAGGUGGUGACGGGGGAAGAGCUUGCACUUGCUUUGGAGAAAGGGGAGGAAAUUCUCAGCCCUCCUGGUCCUGCCUCAGCCAGUUCCACCAAUGGCCACACAGAUGCGGACUCUGAGACAGACCCCCUUAAUUACAGCAUGGAGGAGACCAAUAAUAUCCGCGCGCAGCUGGGGAUGAAGCCGUUGCCUAGAGAUAAAUUUUCAUCCCCACGAGAAGCAGGGGCUACCCCUAAGAAGAGCCACGGUCUGGAGGCCGUGCUGCUACUGCUCAAGGAUCUGGACGUGGAGGAGCUGAAGAUUGUUCAGAGUGCCACAGAGAACAAGAUCAGGGCUCGCUGCAGAGGGAGAAGAUCGCCACUCCGCCGUACUGACCAUAUACUGCCUGAAACAAUGCUAAAUUAACUACCAUUACACAUGUUGACCAGCAACAUAAUGGAAUAGUUAGGACUGAAACAUUGAGAUUUUUUUUUUUUAUUUAUAAAUACAUUUUUUGAGGUUUUUUAUGACCCAUUAAAAAAAGUUGAGACCGACAAAGUCAGCCUACAAGGACACUCACUGGGCCAAGAAGGUGUGUGUGUGUGUGUGUAUGUGUAUAUAUAAGUUCAGAACAUCACCUACAAAGUGCAGGUACUUUAAAAAUAUACAACUAACUUCACAGAAUAAGCAACAAAUGCUCAUUGUUUCAUUUACUCUUUUCUCCCCAUCCUUAAUCACUAGUUCAUGACUAAAGCACCAGUGUUUAAAACUAAAUAAUGGUCUAAGUUGUUACUGUGCCAAGUGAAUUAUGGAAAACAUAUGCUGCAUAAACAGCUAUGUGUAUAGUGCUAUAACAAAACAUUCAAAUGUAAUUUUUUUUAUUUUAUUUUUUUAUUGUUAAACGAUCAUUUGCUUUGCUGAAAAUAUCCUCAAUGUAAAGUGUGGAUUUACUGUCAUAUAUAUUUUUAUAUCUAAA
Molecule: messenger RNA, 1428 nt
Organism: Electrophorus electricus (electric eel)
Lineage: Eukaryota; Metazoa; Chordata; Actinopteri; Gymnotiformes; Gymnotidae
Gene: cfap410
Product: cilia and flagella associated protein 410
Biological process (GO): mRNA splicing, via spliceosome; cytoskeleton organization
Cellular component (GO): U4/U6 x U5 tri-snRNP complex
Molecular function (GO): protein binding
Source: RefSeq, a predicted model, not a curated record